Messenger RNA from Malus domestica (apple), 1400 nucleotides. RefSeq names its product universal stress protein PHOS32-like. NCBI's taxonomy places the organism in Eukaryota, Viridiplantae, Streptophyta, Magnoliopsida, Rosales, Rosaceae. The record is from RefSeq and is a predicted model, not a curated record.
UUUCGUAAAAAUUCAUUUAAAUUAUACUAUAAAAUUUUAUCGUAAAUUAUAAGACUAAUUUUUAUUAGAUACUAUUUCUACUAAAUUUUAAAUUUAAAAUAAUUUAUAAUUGUAAAAUAAAUAAACAUGUUUAAAAGAUGUUCGAGAUCGUCAUAAAUAGAAUCCAAAAAAGAUCCUCGUUCAAGAAUUUGAACUUGUUAUCCAGUAAAAUAAUUGAAAUGAUGAAAAAAUCCUACUCGUCAAGUAAAUAGAUUUUUCAUACGACAUUUCAACGUAAAAUAGAUUACUUUAAAAAGAAAAGAAGGCAAGAAAAGUCAGUGGACGGAAGCAAUCCAAAUACGCAAAGCAAAGAAAUGGAAUCCACGUGCACAACACAGCCGACCAAACCAGUCUCCUCCGGUCCUACCUGGCGGUUUUGCACCAAAACCGCGGCCCAUGAUUACCUGAACAAAACACCCCAACACAACCAAAAUCGACAACAGAAUUCCUGAAUCCAUCAGAAACCCACAUCAUUAAAAUCAUCCUUAAUUCGGUUCUGCGAAUCAUACGGUGAUGGCGUUGGAGACCGUGAAGGAGGACGAAGAAGUUUACAGUUGGAGAGAAGUGCAGCUUCUUCAUACCGCGGAGCUCGAGAGAGAGAAGCUGGAGCGAAAGCGAGGCCGUGACAUUAUCAUAGCUGUGGAUCAUGGCCCCAACAGCAAGUACGCUUUCGAUUGGGCCCUCAUCCACUUCUGCAGGCUCGCUGAUACCCUCCAUCUCGUUCAUGCCGUUUCCAAUGUGAAAAACGAGAUUGUUUACAAUGCAAGUGAGGAGCUUAUGGUGAAGCUUGCUAUGGAGGCACUUCAAGUUGCCAUGGUAAGGAGUACUGCCCGGAUUGUGGAAGGGGAUCCGGGUAAGGUAAUUUGCAAGGAAGCAGAACGAAUAAAACCAGCAGCUGUGAUCCUAGGUACCAGAGGCAGAGGCUUCAUUCAAAGUGUACUAAAAGGAAGUGUGAGCGAGUAUUGCAUGCGCAACUGUAAAUCAGCUCCGGUUGUAAUCGUUCCAGGGAAAGAAGCUGGAGAUGAGUCGAUAAUCUAGCUAGCGGAACUCAUGGAAAUUUCACUUAAGGUGAAUGUUGAAGGCAAAAAAAGGAGCAGAGGAUGCAAUGCAAGAACAAGGUUGGCAAAAAAGCAGCAGAGAAUGCAAUCAUGCAAUGCAAGAAGAAAUAAAGCCACUGUAGACUUUGUAGUGAGACAUUGAUUGAGACUUGAGAAAGAGAAUUAAUGUGUUUUGCUUAAACAAUUUCCCGAUCUAUGUUAAGAUUCGGAGACGCAUGUAAUUGAUAGAAAGUCGAAUUCUACAAUAUAAAAACACAAUCAUGCUAGUGUCAGGUUAAUUUAAUCAGUUGUUAUCCAUUUUAA